Molecule: messenger RNA, 2566 nt
Organism: Ixodes scapularis (black-legged tick)
Lineage: Eukaryota; Metazoa; Arthropoda; Arachnida; Ixodida; Ixodidae
Exons: 11
Coding region: 1273-2475 (400 amino acids)
Source: RefSeq, a predicted model, not a curated record
CUACCUUAAGUUUGCACGAAAGACUGGCUCUAAGCAGUUCCACCUGCUCACUGAAGCUGCACGCCCGUGCAUGCAUUUGGAAGUGUUAAAUAGGGUUGUGUUCGCUCAGUUGUGUGGCCACCAUGGCUGGUCUUAGACAUUGAAGGUUGUGUACAUGAACACAUAUUUUGGACCGGAACUUGUUGCAAAAUUUGUAGGUGUGUCAAAAAUAUGUGGAAGGCUGUUCCCUUUUAUAUUGUUACCAAUGGUAGAUAUGUCAUGUGCUAAUAAUGUUAACAUGCAUCCCUUUUUCUGAGUGCUGUACUGUGCUGGAAAUGUUUGCUAAAUAUCAUGUCUAGCUGAAGUGUAAAAAAAAUGGUAUAUCCAUUAAGGCUCGGCGAUUGUAUAAGUGGUUAUAAAAAGGGAGCUGGUUGAUAUUUGGACAAUCCUUUUCAGUUUUAGGUAGUUAUUGGCUUUGUUAACAUUUUUUUUUGUUUUGCUACUUCUGAAAAAAACAACUUGCUCAAAAAUUUAAAUAUAAGCCCUGUAAAUACUUUUUCUAUGUAUAAAAGUUUCUUCUAAAUGUUAAAUAGUUAAAGUCCCAUAUAUUUUCAUGGUCCUUUGUACAGGACAUCAGGCAUGUGCUUUGCUCAUGUAUGCCACAUUCUGUGAAAGUGAAAUGGUGCUUCAUAGUAUUUGUGAAGGCAACUUUCUUGAAGUGUAAACUGAAGGCAUAAUUGCAUAUUGACCUUCAGAAUCUCCUGAAUUCUCAUCUUUUAGGAAUAUUCUAUGAAAAGCUGCCUCCUCUUUAUUUUUCUUGCCGUAAUUAAUAAUGUGCAUAGACCAGAUGAUCAUACAUACUGUACUCCUUUUGAUCUCAUUUAAACCUCUGUGCUGUUGGGUUUUUGUUAAAUAACAGUCUAUAAAUUUGUUGUAUGGCCAGCCGGAUGCAGCUCUGAGGUUCCGCGGGUGGCCAAAGUGUGGCGCCACAAGAAGCUUUCGUACGUCUAUUCAUAAGUCUUCGUAGAUCCAUUCAUUCGUUCCAACCCAGACGUGGUUCUCAGUCUCACCGCUGCAGUUUUGAGCGUCGUGUUGGAUAAGUUAUCUUCACCACCAUAUAAUAUCGGCCUGCGCACUUUCAGCCAAUCAUGGGCGUUCAGGGAGAGAUCCGUUAUUGACCGUUAUUUUUGUUUGAUCUUCCGGAGCGCAUGUGGGCGAGCGGUGUGCGACGUGCGCGAAACCGAAACGCUCGAGCGCAACCGAGACCUUUGGCGGUGCGCGUCUGCGUGUUAGAUGUUUCUUUCAACCAGUUCGGCGGGAUGGCUGCUGUGUAUGGACACUACUGUGCAGCAAAGUGGUGCCGGAACACGACGAAAAGCGCUGACUGCAGUUUUUUCCGUUUUGCAACGGACGACAGGUGAGACUAGAAACUUCGUACACGCGAUACUGAAAGAGGUGAAAGCGUUAACUUAUGCGCGCUACUUUUCUUCUUUUCUAUUUUCUUUUUCAAAUAGAGCCAGUAAAUGGAUAUACUACUCAAAUCGCCCAGAAUUCAAGUUGUUGCCUCUGAGCAAACUCCGCGAGCGUUGUCUCUGCGGCGAACAUUUCGCCGCUUCUGCCUUCAGAAGUUCAAGGAGGACACGACUCCAAGAUAAUGUGUGCCCAUCUGUCCUAGUGACAAAGCCAUUAUUGAAGACCCUCAUCUCUCCAGAGUUCCUCGCUCCUGGCAUUCGCCUAACUGGUGCGUCCACCGCCUCCACUUUAGAUCCACCUGCAGCCCCAGUUGAGCCAGGACCAUCACACAGCAAAGACCAAGGGCUGGAAGAUCCCACCACAUGUGUUCCUGAUCAGGCUCUGACUGACUCUUAUGCACAGGAAGAGCUCCGGCCCCUGCCUGAUGUUCCUGCACAAUCAUCAACGCAAUCUUUCCACGCAGGUGCAGCUGCAGUCCCAGGUGAUACGUGGACAUUCCACGAAGAAACCAAGGAAAAGGAACCAGCCAAAUAUGUUUGUGUGCAAACUACAGAAAACUCUACUGCACAAGAAAAGCCACUACUGCAAGCUGAUGUUCCUGCGGAGCCCACACCAGACCUCAAUCACCCACAACAAGAACAGCAAACUCAACCUGCUCCCCACCAACAAGCUGACACGGAAGGCGUGGCCUCAAGUACGGCUCCAGCUGCCACAGUACACCCCAACGUGCCCCGUCAUGAGCGAUGGCGUCUACCCCACGACUGGAUGGACGAGCAACUUGGCUCGGCUGCCGCGAAUCUCGUCUCUGGACCUUGCCCGCCUGGCGUCCUGCUCGGGAACCGAGAAGGGAGCUCGCCGGAGCUACAAGUUGGUUACGGAGAGCCACGUCGUGGCGUCGACGGUGUGCGCCAACUACGACGAAGAAAUGGCCUCCAGAUUCUUCUUGAGAGCCAGAUGCUUCAGGAGCCACAAGAAAACACAGCCACCCUACACCGUGAGCGCCACCAUCACCAAGGACGGUGAACUUGUUAACGGAUAUUGCGAGUGCCCAGCUGGGAAGCAAGCCUGGAGCCACCUCCAGGCCGUCCUGAAGACGGUAAUUUUGAUCCAAGGC